AUGACAAGCUUCUUUUCAGGUCUUUGGAACAGUAUAUUUCAACCUGGUGCAAGUCCACAAUUAAUUCUAGCUACUCAUGCAUCUUUCAUUGCAUUACUGUUAACAUUAACAUGGUUAAUAUUUGUCACAAGAGGAAAUAUCCACUUUAUUGCAUUAUUUGUAAUUGCCACAUUGUUAUGGCUAUCUAUCAUCUGGUUUAUCCAAGAAUUGAAAAAUGUUAGAUUAAUGACCAACGAAGAAUUAAAGGAACAAAACAUCAAAGAUAAUAAUAAUAAUAAUGAUAAUGGUAAUACAGGAGAAAAGGACAAAAGUUCCGAUUCCAAAUCCAAAAAAGAUGAACCAACUAAAAAUAACAGGAAAAAAAAUGAUAAUAAUUCAGUAGUAUAUAGUUCUGGGAUUUCAAUUAGCAAGUCAAAGUCCAGAAAAGUUUAG
Messenger RNA from Arxiozyma heterogenica, 432 nucleotides. RefSeq names its product Pkr1p (gene PKR1). The transcript has a single exon. Gene Ontology annotation, biological process: vacuolar proton-transporting V-type ATPase complex assembly. The record is from RefSeq and is a predicted model, not a curated record. Gene Ontology annotation, cellular component: endoplasmic reticulum membrane. Bases 1 to 432 code for a protein of 143 amino acids. Lineage: Eukaryota; Fungi; Ascomycota; Saccharomycetes; Saccharomycetales; Saccharomycetaceae.